This is a messenger RNA of Miscanthus lutarioriparius, 744 nucleotides long. The record is from the annotation of a GenBank genome assembly. NCBI's taxonomy places the organism in Eukaryota, Viridiplantae, Streptophyta, Magnoliopsida, Poales, Poaceae.
AUGCAGCGGCUCAGGCACGGGCGACUGGCGAGGACUCCGGUGCGAGUAGCCCCAGGUGAAGGCGGCCUUUCUCCCUUGCUCCUCCUCUCCUUCACUCGCCGGCGCCGGGGUCAACCGUCAGUCUAUGCUUGUCGGCCACCUUUCCUGGGGUCGAUCCGGGGCCUCCACGACCAGAUCCAGGACCUCCGUGGCUGGAUCCGUUCGUUCCCCCACCGGAUCUGGCCUGGUGGCGUCCUCUCGCACCGUCUGGCAUCGAGGGAUGUGGCGUCCUCUCGCACUCUUUUGUCAACUGCAUAUGAUGUGUUUGAUACAAUGCCCAUAACAGCAAGACAGGUUAGGAAACUAGCGGCAUACCUCAUCAGUUAUUGGUACAAGAAAGGGCACAAACCCAUUAAGCAUCCUUUGCUCCCAGAUGCAAGAAGCUUUGUGAAAUUUGACCCAGCUAGAGUUAAAGAUGUUCAGAAGGUGCCUCAUUUCAUAGUUUAUGAAGAUCCAGACAGGAUAGAUGGGGAAUCCUGGACAAUUCAAUGUGAGGUUUUGCAGCAUAAACCCCAAGGGGAAGGUCCUCCGGAUGAAGAUGCAAUCCCUGAUCUUAAUCUAGAACUUGGCCCACCCUUUGAUUUCUUUGGCUUAGGACAGCCUGUUAAUGGGCCAAAUCAUCAACAUGAGCAGAAUCAGUGGCAACAGCAGAAUGCCUGGGACCCAUGGCCUGAAGAAGUGCAGGCCCAAGACAAGGAAAUGUAG